Molecule: messenger RNA, 921 nt
Organism: Punica granatum (pomegranate)
Lineage: Eukaryota; Viridiplantae; Streptophyta; Magnoliopsida; Myrtales; Lythraceae
Source: RefSeq, a predicted model, not a curated record
AUGGUUAUCUCCAGUGAUGAAGAGGAAGGAUAUAUUUCAGAAGAGUUAGUGGACGAGUGUAUUUCUGAUGACGACAAAGGUGAAGAGGAGAAGGCAAAGUACCCCGAGUUUGAUGAGAAGGCCAUAUUUGGGGACAUUCAAUUACAGUUAAACAUGUUAUUCCCAAACUUGACUGUGUUCAAGAAAGCUGUGACAGAUUAUAAUAUUGCAAUAGGAAGGGUGUUCAAGUUUGUGAAGAAUGAUAAUGAAAGGGUUAGGGCAAAGUGUAGAUCAGAAGGGUGCAAAUGGGAGAUCUUUUGCUCUUGGAGUAAUGAGGUGAAAACUUUCAAAAUAAAGAAGUUCGUGGAGCCACAUACUUGUGCUCGGGGGUUCAAAAACAAGCAAGCUAAUAAGAAGUGGUUGGCUGCUCAACUUGUUGAUGAAUUAAGAUCAUACCCGACAAUGUCAGCACAUGAUGCUUUUGAGUGGUUUAAAAGGUGUAGAGGUAUUCAUGUAGAUGACUAUCAGAUAUAUAGAGCAAUGAAGUUGGCGAGAAAAAUUGUAGAGGGGUCCGAGAAGUUGCAAUAUCAAAAGUUAUGGGACUACUGUGAGGAACUUAGGAGGCGGAAUCCUAAUUCUACAUUUGGUUUGAAAGUACAUAGACCUACUCUAGAGCUGCCACCAACAUUUGAUAGGCUAUACAUUUGCUUUAAUGCAAAUGUUCAGGGGUUUAAAGCAGGAUGCAGGCCCUUGAUUGGGCUAGAUGGGUGUUUUCUGAAGGGAUAUUACGGAGGACAGUUACUGUCUGCUGUUGCUCAAGAUAGCAAUCAACAUUUUUAUGUGAUUGCAGUAGCUGUUGUUGGGCAAGAAAGUAGGGAUACAUGGAGUUGGUUUUUGACAAAUUUGCUUGGUGAUAUUGGACAGUACAGUGACAAUGGGUGA